This is a messenger RNA of Acanthopagrus latus (yellowfin seabream), 6098 nucleotides long. RefSeq names its product proline-rich basic protein 1 (gene prob1). The record is from RefSeq and is a predicted model, not a curated record. Bases 1614 to 3962 code for a protein of 782 amino acids. NCBI's taxonomy places the organism in Eukaryota, Metazoa, Chordata, Actinopteri, Spariformes, Sparidae. The transcript has 4 exons.
UGAACAGUGCUACGUCAGAACUACAUCAAUAUCAUCACAAUAUCAAUCAGUGCAACAUUUACUUCCUGUCCAGAGUCUCAUAGACAAAUUAUCGUACAAUUAUCAGAGUUAUGUAGUGAUUAAUUAUCUAAUUUAGAUAUUUAGAGAGGAGGGACAGGUAAUGAGAGAGGCACGGUAAGGAGACACAGACAAGUUGUGAAAAAGGUAAAGCGAGAAGAGACAAACACUGUGAGAGCGCGAGAGGGAGGAUGGGUGACAAGUGGUGAGAAAGGAGUACGGAUAGACAUGUGAUGAGACAGACAGAUGGAGAUAAAAGAUACAGGCUGUGAGACAGCAGAGUGAGGAAGAGACAGGACAGUUGGUGUCGUUGCUCCAAGCCACUGUUGAAGACUGAACUGAAACAAACAGGAUCACACGCAGACCCCUCUGAGAGACGGAAUCGCCCAACAGGACACUAAACUGGACUGGAUCUUAUCCUGGUAAACUAAAUGGCCAAGUUCAGAUUAAUACAUUAAUGGAUUAUAAUUGCUAAUUGUUAAUGCAUUAAUAAUUAGCACUACAAAAAAUACUUCAUAUUGUCAAGUACUUAAUUUAUAAAAGUCCAUAAUAAUCCAUUAGUUGAGGCAGAUUAAUCUGUAAAUUAACUUGUAGCUAAUGUUGUUAAAUACUUGGUUGAAAAACGUACCCAACAGUCAUACUUAAGUAAAAGUAAAUAUUGUCUUAAAACAUCACUUUUGUAAAACUGAAAGUCAGCAACACAAAUAGUAUGUAAAGUAGCUGAUAUUAAAUGUUGUUUGCUAUCAAAAGUAAUUUUCUGUCAAAUAAUGUACUUACAAGUACAAGCAACAUUUUAGUUAUUUGUAUGUAUAUACUGUAUAAUAGCUAUCACAGCCUGGCAAUUUAUCUAAUUUGAUGUUCCCAAUUAAAUAGAUAAACUCAUAAUUAAUUGCAUUACUUUUGGCUCUGAUUAUUUACAACACUUAAUACUAUAAUGUUUAAAUUAAUGCACUCAGUUACAUUCUACCAAUGAAUGUGAAUGUAUAAAAAAGCAGUAAUGAACAUAAAUUAGAUGUUUAUGUAUAUGUAUAAGUGUGCUGUUAGCUGUAAACAAUACAUAUAGUGUGAAGAAAUCUGAAUUUAUAUAAAAAGAGAAUAAUUAUGUACAGCAUCUAUAUCUAUACACGCCUAUAUACCAGACCAGUUCAACUGUCAACAAUUCUCCCCUUUUACAACCUCAUUUUGGCCCCAAACACUUUUACACAUUUUUUCAAAUCUGGAGCUUCAAAGAAAGAAGUUGAAUAGACCUGCUGUAUACAAUAUAUGUAUACAGCAAGCAGAAAUCAUUAUUGGUAGUGCAUGAUGAUAUGUACAUGUUAAAAACGGCGCCUUUAAAACUGUGAAAAUAUAUCAGAUUGAUGGCCUGUGGUGGAAAGUAGUGGAUAGUGGCAUCAUCUUCGUACAGGUGGAUUUUGAGUAGGCUAUUAAAUAACGCUAUCAAUUGCAUAAAAGUGGAUUCUGGAUAGUAAAUGACUGUAUCAUCUGCAUACAGGUGGAAUCUCAGUAUUAAAUAAUCCAUCAGAUCAAAUAUUCUGAAUAAUCAGAAACUAUAAACUAUGAGCACCGGAUUGAACAGAGGAGGAGGAGGAGGAAGAGGAGGGAGGGAGUUCUUCCUCAGCAGUCAUCGCUGUCCUGAAGUUGACAUGCUGCCUCAUCACAACUCAGAGACACAAAUUACUCCGCCAUGUUCAACAGUUCCCUCUGUGAAGAACCCCGAGGUCACUUGUACUCGUCAGUCUGAGGUGAAUUACCUGGAUGUCUCCUCCACCUCUUACUCUGAGGAAGAGGAGGAGGAGGAAGAGGAGGAGGAAGAGGGGAGCAUCAGCGAGUGGUCGGAGGAGGACCUCUCACUCCACUUCUCACCCUCAGUCAUCCUCCCAUCAGACGAUGAGUCUGAUCCAGAGAGCGGCUUCGAGUGUGUCGAUAUUACCAUGGAAACACUGGUGAACAGUCACGAGGGCGGGGGGUUAAAAAUGGUCCCCAAGCGACAGAUUCAACUGAAGAAGAAGACAGACGCUGAGAAGGAGAAAGCUGAGAAACUGCAGGUAAGUCUCCUAUCUGUUCACUAUUCUCAACUUGUCUGCCUACCUGUUUGUCUGUUUACCUGUCCACACUUCCAGGUUAUACAGAAGGAUGGGCCAGUUUCUAACAGUGAGGUGUCAGCCAAUGAGUCGCUAUGUCCCGUGAUCUGUCAGCGCCCUGAUCUAUUGCUACGUCAACACAGUAUGCCCGCUGCUCUCCAGACGCACUCAACAAUCAGUGGUGAUGUCGACAGCCACAGGGUCUACAAGGGCUUGGUUGCAGGGGCCAGUCAAGGGUUACCUGGUGGAGGAAACUCAAGGCAGCGACUUCAGAAGUCUUUCUCUUUGGAUGAAACCAAAACAAAGAUGGCUUCCUGCAUCAUUAAGAGUGUUCUGUCCAAGAAGAUGCAGGAGGAGCAAAAGAACUCUAAAACCUCCCAUCUGCAGAAGAAAUCAGCGGUGUUAACCAGCCUCCCUCAGCCUGCAGACCAGCAGAGGUUGAGGGACGGGGGAGGAAGUAAGACGGGUGGAGGUAUUCCUAAAGCCCCAGUUCAUGUGGUGAGAGACGUGAGGAGUUUAGUUAAAAACAUCCGUAGCCUCUCAUUCUCCGCUGCUGAAAACAACAACAAGCUAACAAGUAUUAAGGUGAUUGCUCAGGAGGAAAGCCCCCCACCUACAUAUCAGCAGGCUGUGGGGGUCAAAGAUCAUGAUGAAAUGAAGAGGAAGUGUAAGGCUUCAAAUCACAGCAGCUCCACUGGAGGACACAUCACCAAAGUCGCUUCAUCUCUCAGCCAAUCACAGGACAGGAAGCAGAGCAAAACGAUCAGUCGUCCAAUCACACAGCAGAGACGAGGCAGUGAACCAAUAAUAAACAGAAGUAAGGUGGAUGAUGUCACCUGGCCUGUUGAGUUGUUAGAUCUUCCAACCAACACACCCACUAGUAAACCCCUCUCACAGCUCAGCCAAUCAGAGAGGGUCGGAGGUGUGAGUCUCCAGGCAAUGACCUCCCUUCCUCAUCCCCCCUUGACCUCCAGACACCCUGAGAGCACCCAGGAACGUGUCUCCAUCAUGGGUGUGACCUCUCAGUUUCCCCCCAACUCCUCCCAACAGCUCCUCCACCCUUGUUUCUACACCCCCACUCCCCUGCCUGCUUUCCCCCCAACCCUGCACCCUCACGUGGGGAAGGUCAGCUACUUACAGACCCCAGUGAGCUACAUUCAGACCCAGCUGCAGCCUCCACCUGCUUCCACACUCCAUAUGAUGAGGAGGUCUGAGGAGAACCAAAGCAGGUCUACUGGAAACACCCCAGACGAGCAAGACCGCUUCAUUAACACCUAUCCAGCUCACCGGACCAGGGUCACUGGCGACCACGAGAGCAACAGCAACACAGUGACACCUGCAACAGAGGAGCAACAUGAGCAACAGAAACAUCAGCAGCAGCCGUUUCUGUGUAGCGUUCAGGGUUGUCUACCUGCACAGGUGGGUAGUGACUUACUCCUGGACAUCACGGGUUCCAAUGCAGGACCUGGGACCCUCCUCAGUGGCCCUGCACCUUGUCAUGUAAUGUUAGAUCCUAAAAGUGGGCGGUGCUUCUAUGUGGACAUGCCCCCACAGCCUCAGAGAAAGAUGCUGCUGGAUCCAGAAACCGGUCAGUACGUCCAGGUGUUCCUACCUGCAGCCAGCUCUGCCCCCAACAAUGGGGUGGUCCCAGUGCGCUGCGCGAACCCCGUCCCUUUUGCCCCUUCCAUGAUCAACCCUGCCCCCACUGUCUUGUCACUGAUGCAAUUCCAGCCAACUGUUGCGAUGUCACCUAUGUAUGCCACUCCAUGUCUCCCCUUCACCCUGCACACACCAUCAGUUCACUUCACACAUACAGCACCAUGAUGACAUGUAUGAUGACAUGCCAUGUGUAUCUGCAGCUUGAGAUUUAAUUUCCCUCUUGGUGGCGGAAAUUUACAUUCACUAGUACAGCAGUUAAGUGCUACUUCCUACUUCUACUCCACUAUAUUUCACUCCACUUUAUACUUCACUGCAUUUAUUUGUAGACUUUAGUUACUAUUACUUUGAAAUUGAAACAGCCCAGGCUCAAGCCAAAGCACAUAAUAGACCCACCAAUCUGUUCGAGGUCAGUGAAUUAGAGUAACAGUACAUGCGUGUCUGAAAAUGCAGUACCAGUAGGGGGCGAUAAUGAUGUAAGACGAGGACAAAUUUAGUAGAAAGAGCCAGAAAGUUUUUGUUGGAUUGGAGUUUGUUAGUAAGGUAAGAUGGUCCUGAAACUAUGACCUUUUUCUAAACCUAACCAAGUUGUUUAGGUGUAUUUAUUUUGAAAGUCUAACUGGAUGUUGCAAGUUUAUUAAUGACCAAGGAAUGUGAGAUGUUGUUUUCAGGGGUAGUAUGGCCAAAUGAGGCAGUGACAAGGUGGACGGAUGGUUCUAUUAUAUGGUUUGGUGUGAUAUGAAGCUGUUGAAAAGCUAGAAUGAGAAUAUGCUGCUAUACAUUAAAUUAAACUGCCAAACAGUAUAAAAAUACAUCAAAUUAACUUUACUGCAACCAACUACAACCUUAAAAUGUCUGACAUUAUGAUUUAAAAUAAUAUAACAACCUUAGCUCCCAUUUGGCUGCUUGACUGAGAAUGAACACUUUCAGCAAAUUUUCUCUUCUUUUGAAUGCAGGGCUAAAUACUUCUUCCAUCACUGCUACCUCUCUCUUUUCAUACCCACCACCAACACCCACCGAACUCCUUAUCCUUCAAAACCUAUGUGGUAUUUUUUUAUUGGCACCUUUUAUUCAUGUAUUUAUUUAUUUAUAUUUGUCUAUAUGAGUUUUGUGAGCAUGCUGUAUUAUACAUGUGGGGUUUGAUCGCACUUUAUUGAAUACAAAUCCUUCCUUUCUUUUUUAAUACAGAAUUCAGAAGUAUUGAUGAUCUGAAACAGUUGAUGAAUGUAUAAAGGUUUUGGCUCUUGAAACAAAACAAAAUAAGAUUUGAGAUAAAGAGGUGAUAUUAUGUAAAAAAAACAACAACAACAACAACAAAAAAACAAUUAACUGUCAUGUACUGUAAGCUGAUGCAGCAGCUGAAGUAACAGCUGACUGCUUGUUGUCACUGUGUUUAUUGGUUAUUGAUAGUGAUGUAUUUGUUUGCCCAACAAGCCAAUAUCCACCUCUCACUAUGACAUUAUUUCACCUCAUUGUUUUGGGUUGUUUGAUUUUAUUUUUUACACAAUUUUUUACAGACGUUUGGUGCUUUUUACAGAUUUUUCCCUGAAAGUUUACAAUGUGACACACAUGAAGAGAUGACAAAGGCUAAAGAGAAAAAAAAACCCUUACUUUCUCAGUGGCAUAUUGGCAGCAUAUUGGCUUUAUUAAGAAGAGAAAAUAAUCACAGCAUAAAAUGAUUACAGUUUUUUAAAAUUUUAAAGUUUAGACUUUAACAAUCAGAAUUAAAAUGAAAAUUGUUCAUACAUUUGUCAAUAAAAAUAUUUUAUGUCACUUUUUGCACAAUUUUUUUUACAGUGCUUACUCUGUAACAACAAAAUGCUAUCUAUUUUCUGACGUUUUAAAUAAAAACAAAUAAAAAGUAAGAACUUCUUUCUCAGUUUCUUGCACAGUUUCGUGAGGUCAUGAAAACGCUGAGCAAUUUACAGCAGAUUCUUUGUUGUCUUGAGUUAAAGUACAAUUUGAUAAAAAGACAUGAAAAAAAGCCAUUGUGCACAUCCCCUCGUCCGUCAAAGUUAUAAGGGGUAUCAACAAGCUGUGCCAUCCCACUGAGGGACAGUUCUGAUUGCCUUGUUAAACAUGAGCAAUUUGCUGACUGUAGAAUUUGUAAAUGUGAAGAGCAGCUUGAUCCUUUGAUGAAACUUCUGAAGGUUUCUGAUGAUUGUCUGUUAAUGGAGCAUGUGACAGAAUAUGAAGCUCUGUCGUUGGAUGUUUGUUAGUGAAAUGUACCAUGGAGGUUUUACUUCUGUCCUUCAGUUUUAAUGCUCACAGGCUUAUCGAGGCUUUGAUUUUUUUUUUUUUUUU